This is a messenger RNA of Epinephelus lanceolatus (giant grouper), 20001 nucleotides long. NCBI's taxonomy places the organism in Eukaryota, Metazoa, Chordata, Actinopteri, Perciformes, Serranidae. The record is from RefSeq and is a predicted model, not a curated record.
AGAAAGCGCUAUAGGCCGUCUGCUUUGGGGACAGGGACGCAGCUUGCAAACCUGGGCAUGCUUUCCUUUGGCUAAACGUUUGUUGUUAAUCUUAAAGGCUUUGUGUGACACAAGACAAGACUCGGAAAGGUCUGUUGCCAUGGUGGAUGUUUUUUCCAGCUCUUUUUUUCAGGUGAAGGGGUUGUUUUUUGUCAUCCGUGCAACAAGAGGCCAUGGACGGAUUUAUUCUUUCUAGAAAGCGCCUCAAUUGAAGUUGUAGCCCUUUUGUGAUACCUCUGGCAAAAAGCAAGAUUCCAAAAUCACGCUGAGAGAAGAGCAGAAGACAUGGGUGACAACAUACCUGGAGGAAUAGUAGCUGCUGCAAAGAACCGUCUGCAGGUGGUGAAGGGUUUGGAGGAUGUGCAGGUGUCUGAGUGUGAGAGCUGCUCCUUUGACGUAACCUUGAAUCUGGCCUAUAUUGAGGGCGUGUGGACCAGAGAUGGGCUGCGGCUCAAGUCCAAGCCCACCUGUCGCAUCAGCACUCAUGGGAAGAAACACUCCCUCAUACUGAGCAGGGUGGCUUUGGGAGACGCAGGCCUGUUCUCUUUUCAGGCCCCCGGCAUUCAGACGUCAGCCAGACUCACUGUCACAGCUAGGGACAUCCACAUAGUGACAGAGCUGGAGGAUGUUGACACGGUGGAGCGCCAACCUGUAAACUUCGUCUGUGAGGUCAACCAAGUGGAUUUGGAGGGUCGGUGGUACAGAGAUGACAGCCGAAUUCGACCUGGGGACAACAUCAAGAUCAGACACCAGGGUAAAACUCACACCCUGUGCUUCAAGUCAGUCAGGCCAGAGCACGCUGGAGAGAUCAGAUUCACUGCAGAGCGUGUCUCAUCUUAUGCAACUCUCACAGUAAAAGAGCUCCCAGUCCAAAUAGUGCGUCCUCUGAGGGUCAAAAUAGCCAUGUAUCGCCACCGGGGUCUGCUGGAGUGCCAGGUGUCUCGGCCUAAUGCUCAGGUCACGUGGUACAAGAACAGGAAGGAGCUCGUGCCCAAUAAGAAGUACCAGAUGAUCAGCCAAGAUGUCUACAGGCAGCUGACCAUCGAUGACAUCUGCUCCUCAGAUGAGGACACCUACACCUGUGAUGCAGGAGAUGACAACACCUCCUGUCAGCUUUUGGUGGAGGAGCAGGCUAUCAGCAUAGUGCGGGGGAUGAGCUCAGUGGAGGUGACAGAGCCAGAGCCAGCGCUGUUUCAAGUGGAGACCAGCCUGAAAUCAGGGAGGCCCCCCCGCUGGACCCUGAACGGUGAGGUGCUGGAGCCUUGCGCAGCAGUGAACAUCGACAGGCAGGGCACCCUCCACAGCCUCUGCUUCACCUACACAGAAAGCUCCAUGUCUGGCCCUGUGCUCUUUGUAGCUGGGAAGAGUCGUUCCACUGCUCAGCUUACUGUCAAAGAGCGGCCUCUUCAAGUUGCCCACCACUUGGAAAAUGCAGAGGCGAAGGAGAACAGCUCUGUGACUCUGAGCUGUGCGUUUGUGCCCUCGCCCAGAGUGGUGAGGUGGUUUAAAGGUCGUACGGCUCUGAAGACCAACAACAAGUACAGCAUGAAGAGAGAAGGGAAACGAGCACAGCUGACCAUUCAUGGUUUGUCAGCCAUGGAUGCAGGACAGUAUCGCUGCAUGGCUGGGGGUGCACAGAGCACAGCACAUGUUAAGGUAGAAGUGCGGACGCUGAAGCUGGUAAAACACUUAGAGCCAGUGGAAAUUGAGGAGGAUAGCAUUGCCAGGUUCACGUGUGAGCUCAACUACGUGGUUGCCAAUGUGGAGUGGCUUCUCAACAAUGUUCGCCUCUAUUGCAAUGCCAUCAACAGGAUCCAGCACAUGGGCACUAUGCACAGCCUCACAAUUAAGAAUCCGCGACCACAGGAGAGCAGGGUCACCUUCAAAGCCGGCCUUCUCUCUGAGACAACCAUCUUAAAAGUCAAAGAGCAUCCAGCAGUGUUCCUGAGGUCUCUGGAGGAUGUAGUGGGAGAAGAGCAAGGGGAGGUCUGCCUGCAGUGUGAGAUUUCCAAAGAGAAAGUGACCCCUGUUUGGAGGAAGGAUGGCGAGAUCCUGACCACUGAUGAUAAACAUGAGUUACUCCAGUCUGGGAAGUCCAUGGCACUGAUCAUCCAUUCCCUGAGCAAAGAUGAUGCUGGACAUUACACCUGUGACCUGGGCACCAGCCAGACCAAGGCUAAAGUUACUGUGCAUGACUUACGCAUCACUAUUGUUCAUCGUAUAAAGAUAACAUCAGUCCAAGAAGGCGAAUGCUGCACUUUUGAUUGUCAACUCUCUCACGAUCUCGAUGACGAGCCUUCCUGGACCAUCAAUGGCCAGCUGGUUGUCACCAAUAGCCGUAUCCAGGUUAUCAACAAUGGCCGCCACUAUAAGAUGACCAUUAGAGAUGCUUUACUGACUGACGCUGGAGAUGUGGUCUUCACAAUUAAAGACCUAAGCUGUAGGACCAUGCUCUUUGUUAAAGAGAAGCCGGUGCACAUCUUCAGGGAGCUGCUGAACACUAAGGCAGUGCCAGGCGAAGACGCAGAGCUGAGCUGUGAGAUCACCAAACCAGAGGUCCUGAUCCGUUGGCUGAAAAAUGGCCGUUUGAUCAGGCCGAGCCCCAAGUAUGUGAUGAGUGUAGAGAAGAACCUGGCGCGACUGGUGAUCAAGAAUUCCACCAUCAGAGACUCUGGAGAGUACUGCUGUGAGGCCGAUGGCAUUGCCUCGCGUGCCAAGCUGGAGAUCAGAGAGCUCCAGCACACAUUUGCGAGGGAGUUAAGGGACACGCGGGCAGAGGAAAAGGGUAAAGUGACCCUGGAGUGUGAGACCAGGCGGCCAGCCAAGCGAGUGACCUGGCUGAAGGGCAUGGUGGAGCUGAGGUCCGGUAGGAAGUAUGUCAUCAGGCAGAAGGGUGUGGUGCUGUCCCUGACCAUCACCUGUCUGGACAAGUCGGACACAGAUAUUUACAUUUGUGAUGUCGGUACCAUGCAGAGCCGGGCACAGCUGACGGUGCAGGGUCAGAGGGUUUUGAUCCUGGAUGAAUUAGAGGAUGUCGAGUGUCUAGAGGGCGACACGGUCACAUUCAAGUGUCGAAUUUGUCCCAGUGACUACAUUGGGGUAAAAUGGUAUCUGGACGAGACUUUGCUGUACACAAAUGAGCUCAAUGAGAUCCAGAUGGUGGCCGGAGGCUACCACACCCUCACAUUUAGACAACUCGCCCGCAAAGACACUGGCACUAUCUCAUUUUCAGCGGGGGACAAAAGAUCGUACGCCUCACUGUUGGUUAGAGAGAGGCGUCCCACCAUCAUUAAAGCACUGGAAGACUGCGAGGCUAUUGAAGGGGGUGGUUUGGUUUUGUCUUGCGUGGCCUCCAAGCCAUGUCACAUCCUGUGGUACAAAGAUGGCUGCUUGAUGUGGAACUCCUCGAGGUAUUUUGCCAGUCGUUCCGGCUGUGAGGCCCGGCUGACGAUUCGGGAGGUCAGCAACAACGAUGCUGGAGUGUAUGAGUGCAGUGCUGGAUCUGUUACCACGAGGGCCGUUGUGACUGUCAGAGCCAUCCCAGCAGAGUUCAUCCAGGCUCUUAAGUCCUUGGAGGCCAAAGAGGGGGAGACCGUCACCCUGACCUGUGAAUACUCUCUGCCUGGGGUCCAGUGCCACUGGAAGAGAGGUUUCGAGAGUAUCAGGCCUGGAGACAGAUACCUGAUUAAACAGAGGAAGACGAUCAAUUCUCUGACCAUCAAAGCACUGAAGCCUCUUGACUCAGGAGAAUAUACCUGCCAGUGCAGAGAUCACCACACUACAGCAAGCCUCAAAGUACACGCUAUUCCCAUAACAUUUAUACAGAAGUUAAAGAACAUGCAAGCAGAGGAGGGAAGCAAUGUCCUACUGCGCUGUGAGCUGUCUAAACCUGGAAUUCCAGCUGAAUGGAGGAAGGAACAUGAGCUGUUGAAGAAUGGAGUGAAAUACCAGAUAAGGAAAAGAGAGACCACUCUGGAGCUUCUGAUCUGGAAGCCUGUUCCAGAGGACAGUGGGGUCUACAGCUGUGCCUGUGCUGAUCAGAUAACAUCUGCCACUGUCAAAAUCACUGCUCUCCCAGUCACCUUCAAGCAGAAGCUGAGGAAUGUGCUCAUUGAGGAAGGCAGCACUGCGGCUCUACGCUGCGAGCUGUCGAAGCCUGGGUACAGUGUGGAGUGGAGGAAGAGCGGGGAUGAACUCAUCAGGAAUGGAGAGAAAUAUCACAUACGACAAAGAGACGGGCUGAUUGAACUGAGGAUCCUUGAUGUUAGACCUGAGGACAGCGACAUCUACACAUGCAUCUGUGGAGACAUAGAGACCACUGCAACUCUGACUGUUAAUGCUCUUCCCAUCACCUUCAAGCAAAAGCUGAAGAAUGUCCAAGUGGAGGAAGGACACAACAUCACACUGUACUGUGAGAUCUCUAAAGCGGGUGUCCCUGUGGAGUGGAGGCUUGGAGGAGAUCUGCUGGAGAAUGGAGAGAAAUACCAGAUUAAGCAAAGGGCCUCAGCCCUGGAGUUGAUCAUCAGAGAUGCUGAACCAGACGACAGCGGGGUCUACACCUGUGUGUGUAGAGAGCAGAAGACAAAGGCCACUGUUAAAGUUAUCGCUGUUCCCACCACAUUUAAAGUUAGCCUGAAGGGCCAGGAGGCUGAAGAAGGGAAGAGUGUGACUUUACGCUGUGAGCUGUCAAAGAAGGGAGUCCAGGUGCAGUGGCAGAGAGACGCUCAGGUGCUGUCUGAGUUUACGUACCGAGGGAAGUAUCUGAUCAAACUAGAAGGAAAGACAGCUGAGAUGACCAUUGUCAACGUCCAACCUGAGGAUGCUGGGAAGUACAGCUGCAUCACAGGAGAUGAGAAAACCACAGCCGAAGUUAAAGUGAAACCACUUCCUGUGACAUUCAAACGAGAGAUCCAGCGCAUGGUGGUGAAGGAAGGGGACAGUGGCGUUUUCAGCUGCGAGAUCUCCAAACCUGGAGCUCCUGUGGAGUGGAGGAAAGGCAGGACGAUCCUGAAGCCUGGAAACAAAUACGAGAUGAAGCUGGAGGGACCUUUCGCUAAACUUGUCAUCAACGACGUGGAGGAGAGUGAUGGUGGCAAAUAUACCUGCAAGACCAAAGACAGCCAAUCAACUGCUGAGCUCAUUGUCCAAGAUUUGCCAGCAAGUUUCAAGAUGCCACUAGUUAACCAGGAGGCAACGGAGGGCAACAGUGUGGUUCUGCGCUGUGAGCUCAACAAACCUGCCCCUUCGGUUGAGUGGAGGAGAGGAUCAGAGCUGCUGAAAAAUGGAGACAAAUACCAGAUGAGGAAGAAGGACCUGCAGGUGGAGAUGAAGAUUACUGAGCUCAGUCUGGACGAUGCUGGAGAUUAUACCUGUAUAUGUGGAGAACACAGUACACAAGCUAGGAUCACUGUGAAUGAGCGGCCCAUCAAAUUCCUUCAAGAACUGAAGAAUAUUCAGGUCCAAGAGGGCAACGGAGUGACACUCUGCUGUGAGCUCUCCAAACCUGACACUCCAGUGCAGUGGAAGAAGGGAGACAAAGUGUUGACCAACGGAGAGAAAUACCAGAUGAAGCAGAGCGGCUCCAAGGUGGAGCUCCUCAUCAGGAAAAGCCAGCCUGAGGACAGUGGCUCAUACAGCUGUGUAUGUGAGGACGUAAAAACUACUGCCACCAUCAUCAUCACUGGGAUCCCAAUAACUUUCAAGCAAAAGUUGAGGAACCAGGAAGCUGUGGAGGAAGGCAACGUGACGCUGCGCUGUGAGCUUUCUAAAGCAGGAGUCCCAGUGGAGUGGAGGAAAGAUGCUCAACUUCUGAUGGAGGGAGAAAAAUAUCAGAUGAAGCAAGAAGGCAGGACAGCUGAGAUGCUGAUCAGAAAUUUAACUCUUAAAGAUUUGGGGGAGUACAGCUGUUUUGUUGGCACUGUUGUGACUUCAGCUGACAUCAAAGUAAGAGCACUUCCUGUUAUAUUUAAACAAGAGCUGGAGAAAUUGGAGGUGAAGGAAGGGGACAGUGGAGUUUUCUCCUGCGAGCUCUCCAAACCUGGAGCUCCAGUGGACUGGAGGAAAGGCAGAGUCAUCCUCAAACCUGGAUACAAAUAUGAGAUGAAACAGGAGGGACGUUUCACUAAACUGAUCAUCAACAACGUAGAGGAGAGUGACGCAGGGAAAUACACCUGCAAGACGAAUGACACCCAGUCAACCGCUGAGCUCAUCGUCAAAGCUCCUCCCAUCACAUUCAAGACAAAGUUAAGGAACCAGCAGGUGGAGGAGGAGAACAGUGUGACGUUGAACUGUGAGCUGUCUAAACCCGGCCUCCCUGUGGAGUGGAGGAAAGGACAAGAGCUGCUGAAGAGUAAUUUCAAAUACCAGAUUAAAAAUCGAAACAGCAACAUGGAGCUCACCAUCAAGAACGCACAGCUGGAGGACAGCGGACUGUACAGCUGUAUCUACGGUGACACCAAAACAACAGCCAACAUCACCAUUACACCUAUCCCCCUCACCUUUAAAAUGGGUCUGAAGAACCAGGAGGCCCCUGAGGGAGGCAAUGUGUCCCUUCACUGCGAGCUGUCCAGGGCCGGGGUGCCCGUGCAGUGGUGGAAGGGGGAGGACCAGAUCUAUCAGGGGGGACGGUAUCAGAUGACGCUGAAGGGGAAAACAGCUGAGAUGAACAUAAGAAACAUCCAGCCUGAGGAUGUCGGGGAGUACAGCUGCAUCGUGGGAGAGCAGAAGACGACGGCUGAGGUCAACGUCAGAGCGGCAGCAUCUGUGUUCUUUGAGAAGGAACUGGAAAGCCAAGCGGUGAUGGAGGGCAAAUCUGUGCUGCUGUCGUGUGAAGUCUCCAGUGCUAAUGUCCCUGUCACCUGGAAGAAGGACAACACUGUGAUUGAAGAAGGAGGGCGGUACAUUUUAAAGAAGAAAGGCCCAACACACAGCCUGGAGAUCAAGAAACUGCACCUGGAGGAUGCUGGAGAGUACUGCUGUAUCACCAGAGGCAAGAAGACCACGGCCAAGCUGAUCGUGAGGGCUUCCUCUUCCUCCACAGAGCGCGUGCGGAUCGUUACAGAGCUACAGGGUAUAACGGUGACAGCGGGUGAGGACGCGGUGUUUGUGUGUGAACUGAGCCACGCAGACGUGAGUGAGGGUGUUUGGUGGCUUGGCUCCAGCCCUCUGCAGAAGAACGAGAUGAACCAGAUGAUGUGCCACGGUCGCGAACAGCGGCUGGUCCUCACCAUGACAACACCUGAGGAGACCGGCAUCGUGGCAUUUGUGAUUGGGGAGGAGAGGACCUCUGCACGUCUGCUAGUUGUUCCUAAGGCCAGAGUUUUAUUUGAGGAGAAGCCUAAAGACGUUGUGAUCAUGGAAGGAGAGACAGCCACUCUGUCCUGCACAAUCUCUGAUUUUACCUCCCUGGUUACCUGGAGGCGCAACCACAUCCCCCUCCGAAAUGGUGAUAAAUAUGAGAUACGUAAGGAGGGAAAAGUCAACCUAUUGCUAAUACAUGAUGUGGAUCCCUUGGAUACUGGCACAUACUGCUGUGAUACAGGAGACGUGCAGAGCAGUGCCAAACUUACUGUAACAGAGCUCCCUCCAUUCUUCCAAGAAGAACUGCAAAGCGUGGAAGUUGAGGAGGGAGGUUCAGCUGCUCUGUACUGUGAGCUGUCUAAACUUGGAGUGCCGAUUCAAUGGAAGAAGAAAGGGCUGCCACUAAGAGCCAGCCAAAAGUACGAGAUCAGGCAAGAUGGCUGUCUCCUCCAGCUGCACAUCAAGGAUCUCAAACUUGAGGACAGCGGCAGCUACUCGUGUCAAGCAGGGAGUGCAGAGACCACUGCUACUGUGACAGUGAAAGAGCUCCCACCAUUCUUCAAGAAAGAAUUACGAAGUGUGGAGGCUGAGGAGGGAGGUACAGCCUCUCUGUGCUGUGAGCUGUCUAAAGCUGGAGUGUCGGUGCAAUGGAAGAAGAACAGACUACCUCUAAAAGCCAGCAGAAAGUAUGAGAUAAAACAAGAUGGCUGCCUCCUGCAGCUCCACAUCAACGAGCUCAAACCUGAGGACAGGGGGAGCUACACAUGUCAAGCAGGAAGUGCGGAGACCACUGCAACUGUGUCAGUGAAAGAGCUCCCACCAUUUUUCAAAGAAGAACUGCAAAGCGUGAAAGUUAAUGAAGGAGGUACAGCCUCCCUGUGUUGUGAGGUGUCUAAGCCUGGAGUGUCAGUGCAAUGGAAGAAGAUCAAGCUGCCACUUAGAGCCAGUAGGAAGUAUGAGAUGAAGCAAGAUGGCUGCCUCCUCCAGCUGCACAUCAAGGAGCUCCAGCCUGAGGACAGUGGCAGCUACACAUGUCAAGCAGGACAUGUAGAGACCACUGCUACUGUGACAGUGAAAGAAGUCCCACCAUUUUUCAAAGAAGAAUUGCAGAAUGUGAAGGUGGAGGAGGGAGCAACAACCUCUCUUUGCUGUGAGCUGUCUAAGCCUGGAGUGUCAGUACAAUGGAAGAAGAACAGGCUGCCACUCAGAGCGAGCAGGAAUUAUGAGAUGAAACAAGAUGGCUGCCUCCUCCAGCUGUACAUCAAGGAUCUCAAACCUGAGGACAGUGGCAGCUACUCGUGUCAAGCAGGAAGUGCUGAGACCACUGCAACUGUGACAGUGAAAGAGCUUCCUCCAUUCUUCAAGGAAGACUUGGAAAGUCUGGAGGUUGAUGAGGGAGGUACAGCCACCCUGUGCUGUGAGCUGUCUAAGCCUGGAGUGUCAGUACAAUGGAGUAAGAACAGGCUGCCACUGAGAGCUAACAGGAAGUAUGAGAUGAAGCAAGAUGGCUGCCUCCUCCAGCUGCACAUCAAGGAUCUCAAACCAGAGGACAGCGGCAGCUACUCGUGUCAAGCAGGAAGUGCGGAGACCACUGCAACAGUGACAGUGAAAGAACUCGUACCAUUCUUCAAGGAAGACCUACUAAGUGUGGAGGCUGUGGAGGGAGGUUCAGCCUCUCUGUGCUGUGAGCUUUCUAAGCCUGGACUGUCAGUUCAAUGGAGUAAGAACAAACUGCCACUGAGAGCUAACAGGAAGUAUGAGAUGAAGCAAGAUGGCUGCCUCCUUCAGCUGCACAUCAAGGAUCUCAAACCAGAGGACAGUGGCUGCUACUCGUGUGAAGCAGGAAGAGCAGAGACCACUGCAACUGUGACAGUGAAAGAGCUUGCACCAUUCUUCAAGGAGGACUUAGUAAGUGUGGAGGCCGAGGAGGGAGGUUCAGCCUCUCUGUGCUGCGAGCUGUCUAAAGCUGGAGUGUUCGUGCAAUGGAGUAAGAACAAGCUACCACUGAGAGCUAACAGUAAGUAUGAGAUGAAGCAAGAUGGCUGCCUCCUCCAGCUGCACAUCAAGGAGCUCCAACCUGAGGACAGUGGCAGCUACACAUGUCAAGCAGGACGUGUAGAGACCACUGCUACUGUGACAGUGAAAGAGCUCCCACCAUAUUUCAUGGAAGACUUACAAAGUGUGGAGGCUGAGGAGGGAGCAACAACCUCCCUAUGCUGUCAGCUGUCGAAGCCUGGAGUGUCAGUGCAAUGGAAGAAGAACAGGCUGCCACUCAGAGCUAACAGGAAGUAUGAGAUGAAACAAGAUGGCUGCCUCCUCCAGCUGCACAUCAAGGAUCUCAAACCUGAGGACAGCGGCAGCUAUUCGUGUCAGGCAGGAAGUGCAGAGACCACUGCAACUGUGACAGUGAAAGAGCUCCCACCAUUCUUCAAGGAAGGCUUACAAAGUGUGGAGGCUCAGGAGGGAGGUACAGCCUCUCUGUGCUGUGAGCUGUCUAAACCUGGAGUGUCAGUGCAAUGGAAGAAGAACAAGCUGCCACUGAGAGCUAACAGGAAGUAUGAGAUGAAGCAAGAUGGCUGCCUCCUCCAGCUGCACAUCAAGGAUCUCAAACCUGAGGACAGCGGCAGCUACACAUGUCAAGCAGGACUUGUAGAGACCACGGGAACUGUGGCAGUGAAAGAGAAACCUCCAUUAUUCAAGAAAGACCUACUAAGUGUGGAGGCUGAGGAGGGAGCUACAGCCUCUCUGUGCUGUGAGCUGUCUAAAGCUGGAGUGUCAGUGCAAUGGAAGAAGAACAAGCUACCCCUGAGAGCUAACAGGAAGUAUGAGAUGAAGCAAGAUGGCUGCCUCCUCCAGCUGCACAUCAAGGAUCUCAAACCUGAGGACAGUGGCAGCUACACAUGUCAUGCAGGAAGUGCAGAGACCACUGCAGCUGUGACUGUGAAAGAGCUUCCAGCAUUCUUCAAGGAGUACUUAGAAAGUGUGGAGGUGAAAGAGGGAGAUACCGCUUCUCUGUGCUGUGAGCUGUCUAAGCCUGGAGUGUCAGUGCAAUGGAAGAAGAACGGGAUUCCACUAAAAGCAGGCAACAAGUACGAGAUAAAGCAGGGUGGCUGCCUGCUUCAGCUCUACAUCAAGGAUCUCAAAGUGGAGGACAGCGGCAGCUACACAUGUCAGGCUGGAAGUGCAGAGACCACUGCUACUGUGACAGUGAAAGCACUAGAACCAGCUCCACCAAAGGCAGAGCCUCCCACGAUUCUGCCUCGGGCAAAGGGCCCCGUCUCCAAACCAACUCCUGCGCCAGAAAGCCAGAAGCCUGGACUCCCAGAAGCCAAACCUGUUCCUCCAGAGCCCAAAAAGAGAGCUCACAGGAAAGCAUCAAUUGCAAGUUUAGAAAAAGAUGUGGAGCCAAUGUUUGACCUAAAACAGGGCAUCCAACCUGCGAGAUCUAUGGAGAAAGACCUUGAUGUUGCACAGAACAUAAUACAACUGGAAAGGCAUGUGGAGAAAGACAAUGAGUUGAACAAGAAAGUUGACAAGACAGUGAGACCACUGGAGAAAGAUAAUAGGGUUGACAGGGAGGUGGAAGAGCCAGCAAGACCUUUGGAAACAGAGAAAGAUGUUCUCAUGGAGAGGAGACAACCAGGAAGGAUUACAGAGAAAUUAGUCCAGGUUGACCAUAAUGCAAGUGAAACAGACAAAGUUGUUGGAGACACUGUGUUUGAACAAAAGAAAAGGAAGGAUGAAGUUGAACAGAUAUUAAAACAAGCAGUGAAACCUUCAGAGAGAACAAGUGAAGUUGAGAGGAAUGAAAGCCAUCCAGAAAAAGUCCAGUGGGAGAAGAGUGAGGAUGAAAAACCGUCUGUGAAACCAUUAGAAAAGUUUAUCGGGAGUAAAACAAUAAAGGACCAAGAAGAGAAGUUUAUAGUAAAGGAAGGCAAAGUAGAGGAAGAAGAACCUUUUAAACCACCAGUAAGGUCUAAAGGAAAAGUAACAGGGGCAAAGGAACCACCUCAGUAUGUUCCAAAGAAAACUGAGGAGAUCAUUGUCCAAACAGUAAAGCCUACUGUAAAUGAAUUUGAAGAAGACAACAGACAGAGAGACCAUGUGAAACAGCAGGUGUCCAUGGAGGCAGAGAAUGAGAUAAAGCCACUGAAACUAGUCACCUCUGCAAAUAAACUGGACAAACAACCUUUAGAAAAAGAGGCUGAAUUUGCCCCUCCAAAACCACCUGCGAGGGUGAAAAGUAGAGCAAAGGGAGGAAUGGAAAGGCAGUCAUCAAGGGACACAGAGACAGAUCAAGAUGAUCUACAGGUGACAAGAGUUGUGGUGAAAACAAAGGAGGAUCAGCCAGUUAAACUGUCAAUAACUUCUUUGGUAAAAGAGGUUGAAGAGAAGCCAAGGUCCGAGAGGAAACAAUCAGUAACAACAGACACUGAGACUGCUGAGAAAAUAAGGCAACCCGUGAAAGCUGCAGAGAAGGAUGCAAUCACCAAACAGCCGAUCAAACAACCAGUCAAACCCAUGAGAAAAGAACCUGAAGUGGACCAGGAAAUAAAACUGGCAGUCGAGCCAAUGAGAAGAGAAGAAGAAGCACAAACAGUAAAGAUGGCGGAAGACAUUCCUCUCCUCUACAUUUCUGAAGAUGAAACUUUCUCAGAAGCUUUGACUGAGAUACCACUGAACCGCAAUGAUGUGCAGCCCCCUGGCUUUUUUGUGGAGGGGUCAACCCAACCUGCUACUCUUCCUCCAGUUAAUGUACCCCAGAAGGCACAACCACUAAAUGAAGCUGCACCAGAGAUUGACAUCGACAUUGAAGAUGAACCACAAUUGCAAGAGGCUGCCAUCAAGAUCCAGGCUGCCUUCAAAGGCUACAAAACCCGCAAAGACAUGCGACCUGUCUUCAAAGAGGUGUUUAAGAACCAGAGUGCAGAUCUUCAUGGUACAAUAACACUAGUGUGUGUUGUUGAAGGAAAACCCAGCUCAGUGCGCUGGCUGAAAAACGGCCAACAAAUCACAAAUGACUAUCGAUGCCGUAUCGAGACUACAGAGAACGGCAUGUGCACACUGGUGAUCAAAAACCUGACCACCAGUGACAGUGGAAUCUAUACCUGCGAGGUGGUGAAUAAGUUUGGUGUUACCUCCUACAAUGGAAACAUAACAGUAGUACAGCCUCAGAAGCCUGCUCCAGUGGUCCAGAAGCCUAUACACCCACCUCUUGCUGCCAUUACUCCUCUGCAACUCGCCCCACAAAAGCCUGAGGAAGAAACACAGACCCAGGAUCUGCCUCAGACUCAAACCCAGACACCUCCUUCAGCUGCAGAUGCUGAGAACUAUGUAGAAAAUGUGAGUGUCUCUCUAUGGGAGGCCUACAACCUGACGGAGCAGGACGCUCAGGCGAGGCUGCAAGAGAGGAGAGGGUCUUCACUCAUUGCUGCCAGCUCCAUGUCGAGUCCCUCGGAUUAUGAAACAGCUCCUGACAUUAUGGAACCUGUUGAGACUGGUCCAACUGUACAACUGAGGGUAGAGACAAAAGCAGUGGACCAAGUUCCUCCAGAAGAUGAAGAACAACCUCCACAGCCAACUAAGACACUACUGAAGGUCAAAGCAGCUCAUGAAGGUAAAAUGAGGACACCAUCUCCCAAGCACCACCACGCUCACACACCCUUAACGAGUACCGUCUCUGGAUCAGAGUCAGAGGGAGAGGAGGAUAGACGAGAGACAUUUGAAAUGUAUGUGGCUCGAGCUGAUUGCAGUCCGGACAGCGGAAACAAGGACAGUUUUGUUCUGAAGGAGGGCCAGUUUGUAGAGGUCCUGGACUCGGUUCAUCCUGACAAAUGGCUGGUGAGGACCAAACCCACCAAAACCAACCCUGCUCGACAGGGAUGGGUGUGUCCAGCCUACUUUGAGAAGAAGAGGAAGGAGACCUUCCCUCAACUGAGAGCACCUCAAGAGGAUCUUGAUGGCAUUGGGUCUACAGGAGAAGAAUACAGGAGAGCUCUGAGCCAACUGAUCCAAGGCAUGAUUGAUGGAGAGGAGGAGUUUGUAAAGGAGAUGAAGAUGUUCACCUCUCACCAGCUGAAUUAUUUGGAGUCUAGCCACCCUGUCCCCAUCAACAUCCUCAACCAGAAGGAGAUCAUUUUCAGGAAUAUCAAGGACAUUGUGUCUCUGCAUGAGAGGUUGAUCCUUCCCGGGCUGAAAGAGUGUGCAACAGACGACGAUGUGGCUAUGCAUCUGAUCAAGCACACUGAGGACUUUGAGAAGUAUCUUCACUACUUGGUGGGACAAGCACAAGCAGAGGCCUGCGUCACUGACAAGGCUGUCCAGCAGUAUUUCAAAGAGUUACUAGAGUCUGGUAAAUCUGAUGCUCCUGCCAUGGAUGUCCUUACUUUCCUCCAGCGCCCAGUGGAGAGAAUUCAAACCUACCAGGCUUUACUGAAGGAGUUCAUCAAGAACAAAGCCAAAAGUGGACAGAGCUGCUGUCUUUUGGAGGAUACCUUCUCCAUGGUGUCCUGUCUACCCUGGAGGUCUGACAACCUGCACCAGGUGUCCCUCAUCGAGAAUUAUCCAGCUCCUCUGAUUGCCCUGGGUGAACCAGUGCGACAGGGAGUCUUCACAGUCUGGGAGGAAUCGCCAGAAAUUAAAACGGCCUCUAGAGGGCAUCAGAGACAAGUCUUUCUCUUCAAGGAAUGUAUUGUACUGUGUAAACUGAAAAGAGACACCAAUAUGAACAGUGACACCUUCAGCUUCAAGAACAAAAUGAAGCUGAUGGAUGUGGAAAUAAAGGAGACUCUGGGUGGAGAUGAGAAGUCUUGGGGGUUGUGGCAUGAGCACAGGGGCUCAGUACGGAGGUACACACUGCAGGGACGCUCCACCCUGGUGAAACUGUCCUGGCUCAAGGAUCUGAAGGAGCUACAGCAACGUAUCAGCCUGCCCACCAACAGCCCACCGGUGUUUGCGUCACUGUUGUGUGACUGCACAACAAAGAUUGGACAGACGAUCAAAUUGACCUGUAAGGUCACAGGAUCACCAAAACCAAUGAUCAGCUGGCUCAAAGACGGCCUUCCUUUAGAAGACGAUCCUCGUCACAUCAUCACAGAGGACCGGUCAGGCACCUGCUGUCUCAUCCUAGACAGCCUCACUGCAGAGGACUCUGGACAGUAUGCUUGUUAUGCUACCAGCUGUAUGGGCAGUGCUGGUACUCUGGCGAAGGUUGUGGUGCACGCUUCGCCCAGAUUUGUGAGUCGGCUGGAGAGUGCCUGUCUGAUAGAAGGCGAGGAUAUACAGUUCACCUGCUCCACACUUACUGCUCCUUUACCACGUAUCAGGUGGUUGAAAGAUGGCAGAGAGCUGACUGACCAGCAGAAAUACCUAAUCCAAAAUGAUGCUCGGAGUGGCAUCUUGUGUCUGACGGUCACCAGGGCAACAGAGGCAGAUAUUGGACAGUAUGAGUGUGAGCUUUGGAAUGAGUUUGGCUGCGUCAAGUGCAAGGCCGGGCUGUGCCCUGCUUACGUGCCACCAAUCGAAGACGACCAGCCACAGGACUUACCUCCUAAAGAUGCAGACUCAGAGGGCUGGUCCACUGCCUUUGUGAAGAAAUGGCUACAGACUGAUUUCAGCCCCACCUCUAUUGCUAAGAUGCUCUUCCCCCCUGAACACCCUGAACAAGCUGUAGUGGGUGGUACUGAAGAAGCCGUUCCUGUCUCGACAUCCAUGGAGCAGGUGGCACAGCAGCCUCCGUGCUACCCAGAGGAAGAGGAGGAGAUCUACAUCUCAGAGCAAAUGCAGGAAAUUACAGAUGCUCCUCCAUCCAUCCAGGUACCUGCUGAGGACCUGUGUGUAGAGCCCGGCCAACGAGCUACAUUUACCGCCAUCGUCACAGGACGACCUGCUCCCAACAUACAGUGGUAUAAGGAUGGAGAGGAGCUUGCAGCCAAUGAGAAUGUGGAGAUUGCGCAGCAUGGUGCCCGCUGUUCACUGACAAUAGUGUGCCCAGAGGGUGAGGACAGCGGCAUAUACACCUGUUUAGCCUACAGCGACUCUGGCCAUGACUCAUGCCACGCUGAGCUGACAGUGGAGGAAGGUCCUCUGGAGUGUCAGGAGAGAGAGGUGGAGCUGGGGAAGAGAAGGAAGUUAUUCUCCGUCUAUGAUGUCCAUGAGGAAAUUGGAAGGGGAACCUUCGGGGUGGUGAAGCGUGUAAUCCACAGACGAACAGGUGAAGUGUUUGCUGCCAAGUUUCUGCCUCUGCGGAGCAGCAUUCGGACCAGGGCCUUCCAGGAGAGGGACCUGCUGUCCCGUCUGGCUCACCCCAGAGUAGCUUGUUUGCUGGACUUUUUUUGUACCAGACGCACUCUGGUGCUGAUCACAGAGAUCUGCUGUUGUCAUGGACUUCUGGACCAUUUAUUACUGAAAGGAUCCGUCCCAGAGAGAGAGGUUCAGUCAUACAUCCAGCAGAUCCUUGAAGGAGUCGGUCACAUUCACUGCAUGAACAUUCUGCAUCUGGACAUUAAACCUGAUAAUAUCCUGAUGGUGUAUCCACCCAGAGAUGAGAUCAAGAUCUGUGACUUUGGCUUCUGCCAAGAAAUAGACACAUCUAGACACCAGUACAGCAUGUUCGGUACACCAGAGUUUAUUGCCCCUGAAAUCGUUCACCAAGAACCAGUCACUGUGGCCACUGAUAUUUGGUCUGUAGGUGUUAUAGCCUAUUUAUGUCUCAUGUGCCGAUGCCCUUUUGUGGGAGAGACGGACCGUGCUACACUGCUGAGGGUGGGAGAGGGGACCCUGAACUGGGAUGCCCCUGAUGUGAUGCGCAGGAGCCCUGAGGCCCAGAACUUUCUCCACAUGCUCCUGCAGCCAGAUCCAGAGAAACGACCAUCUGCCUUUGAGUGCUUGAGCCAUGAAUGGCUCCAGGACGAACAUGCAGGAGAAGAUACUGAUGAAAUCAACACAAAGACUUUGAAAAUCUUCAUCUCGAAAAGGAAAUGGCAGCGCUCUUUGACCUGCAUUGGGUCAGUCCUCACAUUGAGGCAUAUCCCUGAGCUGCUGGACGCUCCUCUCAGAGAAACCGCAGUGACGGUGCCCCGCGAGCCUCAGGAACACAGCAGCACCUCUCCGAGCAGUGGCUCCUCGUCUGAGUAUGACGAAGCUGACUCUUGGGACUUUUUCCAGCACUACAGCCCGACUGAGGAGGAGGAGGAGGAAACCGAGGAGGACUAUGAUCCUUUAAUGGAGAGAGCGCAGAUCCCUGACUCUUUCGCCAAACUCCGCCUGGAUGCAGAGGAGGAGGAGGAAGUGACAUUAGGGGAGGAAGAGGAUGGAGAGAUGGUAGGAAGAAGGAGUGUACUAGAGCGGAGUGUGAGCAGGCAGUCAGUUGCGUCAUCGGAUGUGUCGUCCCAACAGACUCCUCAGAGGGAGCGAAGGUUCAGCAAGGACAGUAAUCAAUCUCUCUACCUGUCUGAUGGGGACGAGGGUUCAGGGAGUGAUGGAGGUCGUAUUCCUCGUGGCAGCGUCAUCCGAAGCACUUUCUACAGCACCUCCCAUCAGCUUUCACCCAUGUCUGCCAGACACAUGACAUUACGGGACAAAUUCCAGGCCAAAAAGCAGGAGAGAGGCCGCAAACCACUCCGCAGAAGCUUUUCAGGACGUCUCAAUGAGCCUCUUAUUGAAUAUGUGGAGGAUGAGACGGAGACAAAUCGUGGCCAGAGACGAGUAUCUGUCCAGCCCACGAUGCAGAAGUCCUGCUCCUUUGACAGUGGUGUUAGCCUCGCCCACACCAAUGCCCCCCCUCACAGGAGGAGCAGGUCUCUUGAUGAGUAUUCUAGACGAUCUCCCAGCUCACCCGAGCGCACAAAGUCAGGGGAAGAAGAAGGCUCUCAAAGUCUGAAGGAAGAUUUCACAGACGAUGAAGUGGCUGGAAGAAACCUGUUGGCCAUCCCGAGCCCUCGGCGACCCACAAGAAGAGGAGGUUCCGUCUCUCCAACACUGCCGAGUGGAUCUUCUGCUCCCACAAACGUCCUUGCUGGAGACAGAAUGAGCCCCAGGCUGGAUCAGGAGCAGGCAGCGGGUGACACCUUUGCUGGCUCCCAGGGGUCUCUGGCUGAGUCGUCUAUUUUGGAGCAUGAGGGCUCUGAGUUGUCAAGUCGACCUGGCUCCUACGAGGAGCUGAGUCAUGGCCAUCUCAGAGGGAGAUACAGAUCAGGAGAGAGUGAAGGGUAUGAUGAUCAGGGGGAGCCUCUGAUUUCACCAUCCCCAUGUUCAUUCCAAGAAGUCAAACCCAGAAGCUCAUUUCCCCAAGCACCGCCGCGUAACCGCACCCGCUCCAACCCCAACCUGUCCACCAACAGCAGAGGUCAGCUGGGGACCCCACUAACAGCGAGCCCCAGUCCCAGCCUCUCCUCUCUGCAAGCUCCAGAGAGGCCUCCCAGAGCCAAGGACAAGAAGGGCGGUGGUGGCCUCCAGAGGCACGCAUCAGCUCCAGCCCUCGAAGCUCGGCCACCCACAGGAAGGUCACCCAAGCUGGGACUGCUGAGGAUCUUCCGCAGGCAGUCCUGGACCGGCCACUCGUACUCCCAGCUGGACGAGGCAGAGUUAGGACCCACACUGGGGGAGAUCAUGAAGCCAGAUACUCCCACCAUGUCUCUGAGGAAGAAAAUGAGAGCUUCAGCCUCCAGCCUGACCAAGCUGUUCUCAAAGUCUUUUAGUAAGGAGGACGUGAGUAAAGGAGGGCCAAUAGUAAAGGGAGCACCUCCCAUCCCACCUGAAAGGCAUCGCAGCAGUGGUCUUGAGAGCCCAAAAAAGAGGACGUCCAAACUGUUGCCUUCUCUUAAAAUACCUGCGUUCAGAAAGUCAAAAGAUCUGCUAGUUCGUCCCAACAAGGCUGAAGUUUUCCAGUUAGAUGGAGGUGGAGUCCUACUGGUUUGGAAACCAGUCCAGUCCAGUGACCCUGUCACCUAUUGUGUGCAGUACUGUACAGAUGGUGGGGAGUGGACGGUCCUGUCAGAGGAGGUGACUGACAGCAGCUAUGUGGUGAAGGACUUACCCAGAGGAGCUUCUUAUGUGUUCAGGAUCGGCUGCAUCACUAAGACAGGAGCAGGACCUUUCAGUGAUGCUUCAGCACCUGUUGUUAUGGCUACUCAUCCUGAGGAGACUCACAUUCCUCUGAUCCAGACUGAGUCACUGGGGUCAAAGGUCACUGGGUCAGAACAACAGACAGCUCAUAAGAACUUCAAUUUCCUCUCUGAGAUCAACAGGGGUCGUUUCAGCGUAAUUACCCUGUGCAGGGAUGUUGAGACCAGCCAGGUGUUUGCUGCCAAGAUCACCCCUUACCAGGCAGAGCAGAGACAGUUGGUGCUGAGGGAAUACCAGCUGCUGAAGAGGCUUCAUCACACUCACCUGGUGCAGCUGCACGCUGCCUUUUUCACCUCCCGCUACCUGGUGUUGGUGGAGGAGCUCUGUCCCGGCAAGGAGCUGCUCCAUAGUCUGGCAAUGAGGGAUCUGUACGCAGAGUGUCAUGUUGGCGAGCUGCUGGUUCAGAUUCUGAGCGCAGUCGACUACCUCCACAGCCGUCGAGUCAUCCACCUGGACCUGAAGUCUGACAACAUGCUGGUGGAUGACUGUAACCACCUGAAGAUAGUUGACUUGGGCUCGGCUCUGUCCUACACACCCGGUCAGCCUCUCAUCGUCGAGCACAUCCACGGCCUGUCAGAGAGCAAAGACCGCUGCAGCAAAGUUUAUAUUGUCCUUCCUAAAGCUCCGGAAAUCCUGGAAGGUCAAGGUGUCGGGCCUGAAACUGAUAUCUGGGCUAUUGGAGUUCUGUCCUUUAUCAUGUUGAGUGCUGACAGCCCGUUCCAUGCAGAGCACAGCUGGGAGCAGGACAAAAACAUCAAGAAAGGGAAGAUCCAGUUUGGACGCUGUUACCCUGGUCUGUCAGAGGGAGCCUUGAACUUCAUGAAGAGCAGCCUGAAUAACAAAUCCUGGGGAAGACCCACUGCGGCCGAGUGUCUCCAGAACCCAUGGCUGCGUGCCCAUCGUGCCCCACACAAAGCCCGGCACUCCAAAGUGUGUUUCUCUACAGACAAGCUCAAAGAUUACCUCAAACAGAAGGAGGAGAAACGAGACCAGGUCAGCACUAAGCUUCAGGGUCCCUUCUUCCAGUAAGGCAACACUGUGGCGUUUCUUUCACCGCUAGCUUUUCCUACAAGCUCUACAAUCAGCUCUGGCUCUUUUCUGGCUUUUCUGGUUCCUUUGAUUUUAAAAAUGUGAUGCGUCUUAAUGAGUUUUCAAAGUGUUUCAAAGUGUAUUUAUCCAUUAGCUUGUACAUGUGAGUGUGCUGCAUUUUUAAGGUUUAGUCUCUUUAGUGUGUGAGUUGUAAAAUGUUGAUUUUAUGACAUGCUCCUCAGUAUCAGACAGAUGCAUGUGUUUGGCCUUAAAGUAAAACCAGUGUUUUGUGCUACUCUUCUUCAUACAGACAGCAGAUAUUUUCCUGAGUGAUAUAUUUUAUUUAAAAAUGUACACAUGUUGCCUUAAAGUUAUAAUGUACAAAUGGAAAAUCAGUUAGAUUUAUAUGUGUUAUUGAAUGCUUCAUGAUACUUAAAUGUUGGGAUAGCCACCUAUCCGUAUGAGCUGAUGAAUGAAAGAAUAAUUAAAUGGCACAAACGUGGUCAGUCA